Messenger RNA from Talaromyces proteolyticus, 3153 nucleotides. RefSeq names its product putative transcription factor. The record is from RefSeq and is a predicted model, not a curated record. Gene Ontology annotation, molecular function: RNA binding; nuclease activity. Gene Ontology annotation, cellular component: RISC complex; nucleus; cytosol. The transcript is spliced from 2 exons. Gene Ontology annotation, biological process: regulatory ncRNA-mediated gene silencing; mRNA catabolic process. Lineage: Eukaryota; Fungi; Ascomycota; Eurotiomycetes; Eurotiales; Trichocomaceae. Bases 147 to 2798 code for a protein of 883 amino acids.
CGUUCUCUUUCUAUACUAAACACACUACUCCGCUCUCUCCACAUUACGGCUACGUAGCUCUUUGGACCACUUUCCUUCUUCUACACCCUCUAUUCUCUCCUCCCCCCUCCCAUUUGUUUCCUGUUAAGCCUUCUUUUAUUCCCAUCAUGCCUCUAGAAGCUCGGGUCAAGUCUGUCCUCUCUGGUGACACGCUUGUCCUGUCACAUGUCACCAACCGUGGUCAGGAACGCACACUGAGCUUGGCAUAUGUGUCCGCUCCCCGCCUCCGGAGAGAGGGCGACGAGCCAUUCGCAUUUGCCUCCCGCGAAUUUCUCCGUGAGCUUCUUGUUGGCAAAGUGGUGCAAUUCCAGGUCCUCUACACCAUCCCCACCGGCAUUAAACGUGAAUACGGAAUUGUGAAAAUCCCCGGAACCAAUGCCUCCCUGCCAGAGCUUGCAGUGCAGGAAGGGUGGACUCGAGUCCGCGAAGAAGCUGGCAAACGCGGCGACGAGUCUGAGGAUUCGCUGGCACUGCUCGAGAAGUUGAGAGGAUUGGAGGCGCAGGCCCAAGCGGACGACAAGGGUGUUUGGGGAAAAUCCGACAAGGGGAGCCUCGAGACCGAUUAUGAAGUCGCGGAUGCGAAGGCCCUGGUUGAACAGUACAAGAAUCGGCAGCUGGACGCUGUGGUCGAGCGGGUCCUGAAUGGUGAUAGGGUGUUGAUUCGACUGUUUCUGGAGCCAACCCAUCACCUUCAAACAUUGCUUGCUGUUGCCGGUGUCCGCGCCCCAGCGUCUCCCCGUGUCGGUGCUGAUGGCACACAACAAUCCGGUGAGCCGCUUGGAGAUGAAGCGCAACAGUUUGUUGAAGCCAGAUUAUUGCAGCGAAAAGUUAAAGCUCAGCUGCUUGGAACAACUCCUCAGGGUCAGUUGAUCGGGUCAGUUAUACAUCCUAAUGGCAAUAUUGCCAGAUAUCUGUUGGAGGCUGGUUUAGCUCGUUGCUUUGACCACCAUUCUACCUUGUUGGGCGGUGGAAUGGCCAACUUCCGUCAAGCUGAGAAGGUUGCUAAGGACAAAAAGAUCGGAUUGUUUACAGGACAUGUUGCUACCAAGGGGCCUGCUGGCGGUGCGGAUAGUGAUUACGUUGUCAGCCGUGUGCUGAAUGCCGACACCAUCUUUUUGCGAGGCAAGGCUGGCGCAGAGAAGAAGAUCAGCCUUAGCAGUAUUCGACAACCUAAGCCUUCCGACCCUAACCAAGCCCCCUUCGCAGCAGACGCCAAGGAAUACUUGCGAAAGAAGGUUAUUGGAAAGCACGUUAAAGUCACUAUUGACGGCAAGAAGCCUGCUACUGAAGGCUAUGAAGAACGUGACGUUGCUACGGUUGUGCAAGGCAACACGAAUCUUGCUCUUUACUUGGUCGAAGCUGGUUACGCAUCUGUCAUUCGUCACCGACAAGACGACGACGACCGUUCACCUGAAUAUGACGCACUCCUCGUCGCUGAGGAUUCUGCUAAGAGUGAAGAAAAGGGAAUGUGGGCGACCAAGCCCCCCAAGGCCAAACAGUAUCAAGAUUACUCUGAAAGCCUACAAAAGGCCAAGAUGGAAGUUUCCAUUUUACAACGGCAGAAAAAGGUUCCUGCUGUCGUUGAUUUCGUCAAGUCAGCAUCUCGGUUCACUGUUCUUGUUCCCCGCGAAAAUGCCAAAUUGACCUUUGUUCUUUCUGGAAUUCGUGCUCCCAAGUCGGCUCGCAAUCCGGGUGAUCCAGCGGAGCCGUUUGGUAACGAGGCACACGAGUUUGCGAACCGGAGGGUGAUGCAACGUGAUGUCGAGAUUGACGUGGAGACUAUCGACAAGGUCGGCGGUUUCAUUGGCGUAUUGUAUGUUAACCGUGAGAACUUUGCGAGAGUUCUGGUCGAGGAAGGCUUCGCUACCGUUCAUGCUUAUUCGGCUGAACAAUCGGGCCAUGGCCAGGAGCUCUUUGCGGCAGAGCAGAGAGCCAAGGAGACCCGCAAAGGAGUGUGGCAUGACUGGGACCCGAGUAAAGAUGCGGAUGAGGAAGAGGCUGCUGUUGCCGGCAAUAGCACUGAGGGCAAUGGAGAGAGAGCUGAACGACGAAAGGAUUACCGCGACGUCGUGGUCACACAUAUUGAUCCAGAAACAGCCAAGUUGAAGGUACAGCAAAUUGGCACCGGUACAUCGGCGUUGACCGAGCUCAUGAACUCCUUCCGAUCAUUCCAUCUCAGCAAGACCAACGACACUCCCCUCCCUGGACCUCCCAAGGCUGGCGACUUUGUUGCAGCUCGCUUUACGGAAGACAACGAGUGGUAUCGGGCCAAGAUUCGACGAAACGACCGCGAGAAAAAGACGGCUGAAGUGCUGUACGUUGAUUUCGGCAACUCCGAAGUCAUUCCGUGGUCCCGUCUGCGGCCUUUAUCGCAGCAAUUUUCCACACAGAAGCUGAAGCCACAGGCCAUGGACGCCGUCCUGUCGCUGCUGCAGUUCCCUGUAUCCCCCGACUAUCUCGCAGACGCUGUGCAGGUGAUUGGUGAGCAGACUUUCGAUCGCGAACUGGUGGCCAACGUCGACUAUGUUUCUCCCGAAGGAACUCUGUACGUGACUCUUCUCGACCCGCGGGCCUCGCAGAACUUGGAUCAGAGCAUCAACGCAGAAGUCGUCCGGGAGGGCCUAGCAAUGGUCCCCCGCAAACUCAAGGCGUGGGAGCGCGCCUCUGAAACCACGCUGGCGCAUUAUAAGAAAGUCGAGGAAGAAGCCAAGCAGAAUCGACGGGGUAUGUGGGAAUAUGGCGACUUGACUGAGGAUUAAGAUUGAGUCGAUGAACUACGAUUGGUUAUAAAAAGGUUAUAAAGCUUUACUUCAGAUGUCAUUAUUGGACAUACGCAAUUGAUGAACUGACGGCCACUCAUCUAUUCUUUCUUUGUAGACUGUAGAGGUGUCCGGCACUCAGGGCGUAAAAAGAUGCAUAUUUCAAUCCUGACCAGUCGUAUAUAAAGAGCGGUGAGGCCAAUAGUAGUCGAUAGUACAUGUACCAUGGAGCAAGUGUGUUUCCGCGCUUUUCCGGCUGCCAGAUCGAUCAUGAUCAUCUGACAAGGCUACGCCAGUCAUCUGCAUGUCCAAGAAUCUAGUCUGAUUAAUUUUCUGGUUCAUUCUUAUUAUUUCU